Diaporthe citri is the source of this 1770-nucleotide messenger RNA. RefSeq lists its product as uncharacterized. The record is from RefSeq and is a predicted model, not a curated record. The transcript is spliced from 3 exons. NCBI's taxonomy places the organism in Eukaryota, Fungi, Ascomycota, Sordariomycetes, Diaporthales, Diaporthaceae. Bases 1 to 1770 code for a protein of 589 amino acids.
AUGGCCGUCUUCAAGAAGCUCUCGGUGGGCGCGGUGUUCUCAGUUCCGGCGCUACAGGAACCCAGUUGCCGUUGGAGAGCAAUUCUGGCCGAGAUGAAGGCCUUCAUGAAGCUACCGAGGAACCCUAUGGCCUCGAACCCUGUGCCACGGGAUCUCAAGUGCCUUUGGAGAGCAAUACUGACCAUAAAGCGCGUGUGGGACAACAUCAAGACCUUCGCGAAGACCGGGAGAUGCCAGAAGUUCGCCUACAGCAGUCUCAGCAGGCAGCCCGCCGCCUUGAUAAACCGCAAGACUAUGUUCCUCGAUUCUAUACCACCUGACGUUGGUAAGCCCAGUUACCCAGAUCGUCACCGGGUGGUAAAGGGAAGUACUGCGGGGACGUUUGGCCCGAAACCUAAGACCGCCAUCCAAACUGCCAAAAAGAGGGCCAGGGACCGCGAGAAGCAAAUCAGAGAGAGGCGGGAGAAACUCGAGGCGCAAGUGAACGAAAUCUUCCCGCACGAGUCCGAGGAUUUCAAGGAGCGGCACAUUGAAGCUGGCCUGGCCGAGUUGCGAAAGAAACAUGCGAGAAACGAUGAAAAGCGGGAGGCAGAGAAGGCACAAGGUCUUCUGACCGUCAAAUUUAUCGAAGACAGCGAAGGUGCCGAAGGCGACCCGAUCGACGGGCAGCCAGCACCUGGUCCGAAGGGGAAGAGUCGUGGGAUGCCCGUGGCGAAGGCCCUCGAGCCAGGUGCCACUAUCACACUAUUUGUCGUGUACAAGAGUGAGCCCUUCAAGAAGGGUAAGAAGUUUGGCGACUACAGACUGAAUCGCAUGGAGGAUCAAUUUUUCAGAAAGGAAGACGCCAACAAGCACGCCGAGGCCGUCCUCAGGAAUGACCGGUACGAUAAUUCGCACCUCGUCUCCAUCCAGUUUCGUGUCGGUCCCGAAGACGGCCUGUUCUUCGGGACCAAGGAGCUGGCCGACGGGAAGCUGGUCAUGUGCAUGGUGCAGAAGGAGAGGCAGAUGUCCAGCGACCUGGACCUCCGCGAUGUUUUCGUGCGCAAGGAGCUCAAGCAGAUAUAUUGCCCACGAUACGACGUGUUUCACACACAUGUAAUUCCAAAGGUUUUCCUCGAGAGCGAGGAGGCCAGUAUUGACGAGGACAAGGAGAAGAAGUCGAAGACGAAGUCGAAGACGAAGACACCCACUCCAGAUGUGGGAGAGGGCGGACCAGAGCCAGGCGAGAAUGAGCACGGGGAUGGAGACACUGAUAGCCUUUUCUCUGGUCCUCCGGUACCCGAGACAGAGUCUGAGGAUGAGAGCGACGCCGAAUCCAUGGCCACAAGCGCCACACUGGAGCCCUCGCAGCCCGGCGGCAACAUGGGAUCGCUCUCCUGGAACGAUGUCGACUACGUGCACGAGCACGUGGGCAGCUUCACUACCCUGGAGCUCGCGAACAAGAAGGCCAUCAAGGUGGCUCUUGAGCGCUGGCAGCCGAAGGAUGCCCGAUUGGACUCAUGGCUCCACUAUAGGGACGCCAUCAAGCCGAGCCUCGAUGAGAUGUGGGCCCAGGACCUGGACGUGGAGAAGGCCGAGCUCGAGUUCGAGGUCCCGGAGUUUGAGGGUCAUGUCAACGAUAGACCGUGGCGCUUCAUCUAUUCCAUGGUAUACGUGAGGGAGACGAGGCUGGAGGGACCAAGGGAUAUCGGCAACUACAUCGUGACGGGCAAUGGUGAGGACGACGGUGAGGAGAGCGGCGGGGAGGACGAGGACGGCGAGGAUGAUUGA